Messenger RNA from Fraxinus pennsylvanica, 906 nucleotides. The record is from the annotation of a GenBank genome assembly. Lineage: Eukaryota; Viridiplantae; Streptophyta; Magnoliopsida; Lamiales; Oleaceae.
AUGAGGGACUUCCCAUCUUGUUUUGGUGAAAAUGGAGUUCAAGUUGCUGAUGCUUCUUGUUCAGGUGUAGGUGUUAGUAAAGCUUCUCAAAAUUUGGUUACUUGCACAUAUAGGUGUAAAUUGCUUGGUAAGUCUUGUUUAGUGAACUUUGUUUGGAGCAAGAGUUUGAUGGGUCAAUGCCUAAGUGUUGAAAUAGAUGAUUUAUCACAUCAAUUGAUCUGUAAAAUUGAUAUAAAACCCUCUUUGUUCUCAAAAUGGAAAGGAUCAAAGUGUUUUGAAGUUAAUUCAAGUAAAAUUGAAGUACUUUGGGAUCUUUCUUUGGCAAAAUUUGGAUCUGGGCCAGAGCCGUUGGAGGCGUAUUUUGUAGCAGUCGUUUGUAAAGGGGAAAUAGUCGUGUUAAUUGGGGAUCUGAGGAAAGAAGCAUUUAAGAAAACUGGUGCAGCCUCUUCAAUUUCCAGUACUAUAUUCCUUUCCAAAAGGGAACAUAUUUUUGGGAAGAGGGUUUAUGGUACUAGGGCACAAUUCUACCAUAAUGGACCGAUUCAUGAUCUCAAAAUCGAGUGUGAUACAAAUGGAGGCAAUGAUCCGUGCCUUGUGGUUCGUAUUGAUACGAAACAAGUGAUGCAGGUGAAGCACUUACAGUGGAAAUUUCGUGGAAACUAUACCAUUUUGGUCGAUGGCCUCCCUGUGGAAAUCUUUUGGGAUGUGCAUAAUUGGUUAUUCUGUCCGAGUCUACGCAAUGCAGUAUUCAUGUUUCAAACUUGUUUGUCUGCUGAGAACCUGUGGACAAGGCAACCAGUGUCUCAUCCCGCCGUAUUUUCUCGGAGUGGCUCGGAGAAUUUCCGGGAUUCUAAUUUACCAGGUCUUGGUUUUUCGUUAUUUUUGUAUGCCUGGAAGACUGAAUAG